Molecule: messenger RNA, 3210 nt
Organism: Ziziphus jujuba (common jujube)
Lineage: Eukaryota; Viridiplantae; Streptophyta; Magnoliopsida; Rosales; Rhamnaceae
Exons: 13
Coding region: 286-3054 (922 amino acids)
Biological process (GO): mRNA processing; regulation of mRNA splicing, via spliceosome
Cellular component (GO): spliceosomal complex
Molecular function (GO): RNA binding
Source: RefSeq, a predicted model, not a curated record
AGAAGCAUCGAGUAUGUAGUAGCUCUCCAGCACUAAGACCGAGCCACGCAGAAAGUGUAGUACUCACGCACGGUGGAGAAGAGGGAUCGAUUGUGAGAUUUUGAGAUUUCGAGCUCCGUCGAGCCUCUCUUGCUCUUUUUCAACACCGGCUUUUCUAAUCCAUUGCGUGAAUCCAACGUAAACUUCCCCAAUUUUCUUUCACUUCUGCUCGCCCCCCAAGUUUAUUUGCUCUCUUUCACCUUUUCCAAUCGACCUCUUUGAGCUUCCAACCAUAAACCCUAGAAAAUGUCUGGCGGGUUUUUCCGGGGUACGUCCGCUGAUCAGGACGCGCGGUUCUCCAAUAAGCAAGCCAAGCUGUUGAAAUCGCAGAAGUUCGCUCCUGAAUUAGAGCAUUUGGUGGACAUGACGAAGGUGACUAUGGAUGUAAUCCGGCCGUGGAUUGCCAGUAGAGUGACUGAACUUCUUGGGUUUGAGGAUGAAGUUCUUAUCAACUUUAUUUAUGGUCUUUUGGAUGGAAAGGAAGUGAAUGGUAAGGAGGUCCAAAUUCAACUUACUGGAUUUAUGGAAAAAAAUACUGGAAAAUUUAUGAAGGAGCUUUGGGCACUUCUUUUAACUGCCCAAAAGAAUGCUAGUGGUGUUCCUCAACAGUUCUUAGAUUCCAAACAAGAAGAAACUAGGAAGAAGAAGGAGGAGGCAGAUAGGAUAGCAAAUGAAAUUCAGAGGAAGAAAGAUAAGGAGAGCAGAGAGUAUGAAGAAGAAAGAUUGAAGAAGAUGGACGGAGGGGUUGAAACAAAAGCAAGUAAUGAUGCUUUGGAGCCAAACUCAGAGCAUAUGUUGACAAGGGCUUCAAGUGACCAUUCUGAGGAUGCAAAAGAAGCUGUCAAGAGGAAUGGUGUGAGAGCUACGCAUAGGGUUUCUAGGUCUCCACGUUUGGCUGGUCGUUAUUCUUUGUCCCCUCAUAGAGGCUCCCCUGCAAGGUCUAUCAGCAAGUCACAUUCUGAUACCAGAAGUUAUUCAGGUGAAAGAAGCAGGUCAAAAAGUGCAUCCAGGUCACCAGAGGAACAAGGACGGUCCAUUUCUUCUGAAAGGGUUUAUCUCUCCCCAAGAAGACGGUCUGUUACACCACGGCGGAGGGAUUCACCUCGAAGAUCAAAGUCUCCUAUAAGAGGGAGACCAUUGAAGUUGAGGGGAAGAUCUAGAUCACCUUCUUCCUUGCGACAUCGGUUAGUUUCUCCUUACCGACGUAGAUCACCUUCUAUCGGCCGUCGUAGAUCACCAUCACCUCUACGACAUCGACGAUCACCAACGCCUGUGCGACGUCGGAGAUCCCCAUCGCCUGUGCGACGUCGUAGAUCACCAUCACAUGUACGACGUCGUGCCUCACCCUCACCGUUGUGGCGUCGUAGAUCGCCCUCUCCCGUGCGACGUCACAGAUCGCCCUCACCUGUGAGGCGUCGUAGGUCACCCUCACGACAUAGAUCACCCUCUCCUGUGCGUCGUCGUAUAUCACCCUCUCCAAUUCGACGUCGUGUAUCACCCUCUCCAAUUAGGCGUCGAAUGUCUCCCUCACCCAUACAUCGCCGUAUGUCUCCAUCACCAGUAAGGCGUCGUGCGUCUCCGUCAUCUGUACGGCGCCGUGCAUCUCCAUCACCUGUACGUCGCCGUGCAUCUCCCUUACGUUCACCUGUUGGAGGCAUGUCUCCCUCACCUUCACCCCUUCGGCGUCGUGUGUCCCUAUCACCUGUGCGGCGUCGCAUGUCUCCAUCACUUGUGCAACAUUCUGUGUCACCAUCACCGAAACGACGCAGAUCACAAAGAUCAUCAUCUCCUGCACAUAGGUAUGCAUCUCCUGUGCAGUGCAGAUCAUCUGCUGGUGGUAGGAGAUCAACUCCUGGAAGUAGGUCUCUGUCACCUUAUGAGCGGAGCUCUUCAUCUCCUCCUCAUGGUUCCCCUUUACCAAUCCGGAGGAGGUCUCCAAAGAACCAGGGCUCUUUGGUUCAAUCACCUUCCAGAGAAAAAAUCAGGACAAGAGAGAGACUAUCUCCUAUUUCACGUCGAUCUUCUAGUGAAGAAAGGAGUGCUAGUGAAGGAAGGAGUCCCUACAAGAGUCCUCUUAAGCAGCCUAGGGAGCGAAUGAAAUAUGAUAAUAACUCAAGUCCUGCAAGGAGACCAAGAGAACAGAAACUUGUUCGUGACAAUUCGGAGAUGAGUGAAGAAGAAUUCAUGCUUUGCAGGAAGGAUGGAGAUCAGAAAACCAAGUCUUUGGACAGGAGACUAAAGCCAGCAUCCACUAUCAGCAAGCAUAGAGAUUCUCCUGCAAAGGUGCCUCACAGGGAGGAUUAUUCUCCUGAAAGAUUAGCUGGUCGCAGGGUGUUAGAAUCUAGGAGCCAUCAGGAUGAUAUGGAAGUCAGAAUCAAAGACCAUGAGACAACGAGGGUUAAGAGGGGUUCCAAUCGACAGAAGUCGCCCACAGUGUACAGAGACUCUCUGCUAGAUGAGAGACAACAGGCACCAUAUGCUGCAGAAGAUAGAAAAUCUGAUGAGAAGAAUCGCCCUCGAUCACAUAAUGUCAAGGACAUCGGUCAGCAACAUAAACUAGAAUCUGGAGACACAUUGAUUGAAAAGGAUCAAAAGAAUCAAAAUGACACUUCUGGUUCUGAGGAAGAUAAGCACAAAAUUGGAGAUAAAGAAAAGAGAAAGCAUAAAAGAUCAGAAAGGCAAGAACUGGCUUCAGAUGAUGAUUACAGUAAUGACUCUGAAAUAGAGGGGAGGAAGGAGGCCAAAAAGAGAAGGAAAGAGGAAAAGAGAUUGAAGAGGGAGAAGAAGCGUCGGCGACGGGAGGAGCGACGUCGGAGGAGGGAUGAACGUCGUGCAGAGAAGCUGAAAGGCAAGAGUCGUAGUGAUUUUUCUGCUUCAGAUGGUGAAUAUGAAACAAGGACCGAAUCUCGUUCAAAAGAUAAUGAAGAGACAGAAUCUGAGCAGAAGAAGCUUGAGAUUGAGUUACGGAAUAAGGCUCUUGAAUCCCUUAAAGCAAAGAAAGGCAUUGGUCACUAAAUUUAUUUGCUGUAUUGGAAUACCAUGCUUUUUCCUGUUAAACAGUGACUUCUAGAUCUGUUAGGAAUAUGAUUUGUUUGCCGGGCCGGCUUUGUGCUUUACGCUUUACGAGGUCAAAAAAAAAAAAAAAAAAAGAAAAAAGAAAGAAAAAGAAAA